Fusarium verticillioides 7600 is the source of this 1371-nucleotide messenger RNA. RefSeq lists its product as hypothetical. Gene Ontology annotation, biological process: transmembrane transport. The coding region runs from base 1 to 1371 and encodes 456 amino acids. Lineage: Eukaryota; Fungi; Ascomycota; Sordariomycetes; Hypocreales; Nectriaceae. The record is from RefSeq and is a predicted model, not a curated record. The transcript has 4 exons. Gene Ontology annotation, molecular function: transmembrane transporter activity.
AUGAUAGACAAGGCCGAUACCGAGAGUCGCGGUCGAGACGGUCAUCUGGACAAAAUCUCUGUUCCUGCCACACAAGAGACCGUCUUCGAGCACAAACUCGACCCUACAUUCGCAAACCGUGAUUCCGGGGCCAUCAAGGUGACGGACAGCGACGAUGAGAAAGAAAUCCCCGGAGCUUUACAACAGAUCAUGAGUCGGAAUGAACAAAUCCUGACACAUAUCCUCAUCUGGCUACUCGUUUUUGUACUUGGGUUCUCCAACAGCGUCUUUAGAGUGCUCACCCCCUACGUCGUCAGCGAUUACAAGAGACACGCCCUCACUGCAACAACCGAUGUCGUCGCCAACAUUGCCAGUGGUAUAUUCCGGCUCCCAUAUGCCAAUCUCCUCGAUGUCUGGGGUCGCCCUCAGAGUCUCAGUCUCAUGGUGCUUUUCACAGUUCUUGGUGCUGUCAUGAAGGCCGGUUGCAACAGUUUCAGCCUCGUUAUCUUUAUCUCCGACUCGGCACCUAUUUGCAACAGAGCACUUUUGUUUGGAAUCGUCUGGUCCCCAUCACUCAUCUCAACAUGGGCAUAUGGCCCUACUGCAGACCGGGUUCUGACAAAUCUUGGAAAUCGAUGGGACUUUGGCGUGUGGUGUAUUAUCAUACCCGCUGUAUGUGCCCCCGUCAUUGCUAUGAUGUUUCGCUUCGAUAAGAGAGCGAGACAGGCUGGCUUGAUCAAGCGACCCGAUCAUGGCAAAACUAUAAGUCAACGCAUCAUUUUUUACCUCAAAGAAUACGACAUCGUCGGACUUCUCAUUCUUGCAGCUGGGCUGAGCUUGCUCCUUCUAUCCCUGAGUAUUUACUCUUACCAAGACAAAGGUUGGGGUUCACCCCUGAUCAUUUGCUUUCUGGUGUUUGGUCCGCUCCUGGUCAACCGGACUGUCGUAUGGACCAACAUAAUGGCUGUAAACCUUUACACCUCCGAGUUUAUCUGCUCAGCAUACAUAUAUUCAAUGCUCAUCGUCGUUUUUAACCAAUCCAUUACCGCCGCCACCUACAUCAAUAGUAUCUACUAUAUUGGGUCAUCUUUCUGGACAAUAGUCCUCGGCUUCAUGAUGCGAUAUUAUGGACGACUGAAGAUCUAUACUUUGGUUCUGGGGAUCCCAUUCUUCAUUCUCGGCCAAGGCAUGAUGAUUGCAUUUCAACCCGGCUUCACCCCUAUCGGCCUGAUGGUAGUUUGCCAGAUCCUUAUCGCUUUUGGUGGGGACACUAUGUACCCCAUUGAACAAAUGACUCUCAUGGCUGUCUCUCAGGAACACACUCCGGCCCUUCUUGCGGUUGAGUCCGUUACUUGGUGGGGAGGGUUUCUGGCAAGGAAGCCAUGUUUGUGA